Molecule: messenger RNA, 251 nt
Organism: Cetraspora pellucida
Lineage: Eukaryota; Fungi; Glomeromycota; Glomeromycetes; Diversisporales; Gigasporaceae
Source: the annotation of a GenBank genome assembly
UGACUAGAUGGGUAAAAAUUGCAUGGGACCAAGUUGAUUCUGCCUAUAUUAGACGGUCUUUCAAGUGUUGUGGCAUCUCUAUUGCUCAAGACAGAUCUGAACAAGAUAUGAUGUUUGACUAUGAGUGGGCAAAGAAUCCGGAGGUUCAUAAGCCUAGCCUGGGUGAAGAUAGAUAUAAAGAAGGAGACAUGGACAAAAAUGAGGAAGACACAUAUUAUAAAGAUGAAAUGAUUGAAUAUGAUAAUAUAUGA